AUCAAAAUUUAUGAUUCUUCCUUCCACACUUCAAGGAAAGGAAGGGGUAGCUGAGUCAUUUUACAAGAUUAAGUGUAUAUAAUCAAGGCUGCUACAGCUUCUCGAGUCAGCAGUCGGCUGUUACUGCAAAGAUGAACUCAACGCUCUGUUUGAAUCGACAAGGUCGCAAUUUUACUCAUAAUAGCUUUAAAAACCCAAAAUUUUUCGGAUCUAAGCAAUUUAAACUGCAAUUACCUUCUCAUUUCAUCAAGUUUUCAAAACUUAAAUGCUUCGGAAAUGUAAACUCGAGGAUCGGUGUGAGAGUUCCGCAUCAUCUUCGAGAUGACUCGGGUGAGUCGAGGAGGGUUCUAUCUCGUCGAAUUAGGUUUUCAUCCAAUGAUGCUCAGUUCGGUUCGUUGCCGAACAAAAGCGGGGCUGAGUCAUCGAGUUUCGCAGAGUUUAUCACGUCUGAGCGUGUUAAAGUGGUGGCGAUGCUGGCUUUAGCUCUGGCGCUUUGUAAUUCGGAUAGAGUCGUGAUGUCAGUGGCGAUUGUGCCGUUGUCGCUUGCUCAUGGUUGGAGCCGAUCGUUUUCCGGCAUUGUUCAGUCAUCUUUUCUGUGGGGAUACUUGAUUUCACCGAUAGCAGGAGGUGCAUUAGUGGACUAUUAUGGUGGUAAGGUUGUGAUGGCCUGGGGAGUGGCAUUGUGGUCAUUAGCUACAUUUCUUACACCAUGGGCUGCUGAAAAGUCUUUGUGGCCUUUGCUUUUUGCCAGAGCUAUGCUUGGUGUUGCAGAAGGUGUGGCUCUUCCUUGCAUGAACAACAUGGUAUCAAGAUGGUUUCCACCAACAGAACGUGCCAGGGCUGUUGGAAUUGCAAUGGCUGGAUUUCAGCUAGGAAAUGCAAUAGGACUCACAUUGUCCCCAAUUCUCAUGUCCCAAGGUGGCAUUUUUGGACCAUUUGUGAUCUUUGGACUGUGCGGGUUUCUUUGGGUUUUAGUAUGGUUAUCUGCAACAUCAAGUACUCCAGACCGAAGUCCCCAGAUAUCAAAAUAUGAAUUGGACUACAUAAUGAACAAGAGACAGAAAUCUCAGGCAGUGGGGAACAAUCCCGAGACCAAAAUAAUUCCUCCAUUCAGGAGAUUGCUUUCUAAAAUGCCAACAUGGUCCCUAAUUGUUGCAAAUGCCAUGCAUAGCUGGGGCUUUUUUGUUAUUCUUUCAUGGAUGCCUAUCUACUUUAACUCGGUUCAUCAUGUUGACCUCAGACAAGCAGCUUGGUUUAGUGCCGUUCCAUGGAGCAUGAUGGCAUUGACAGGAUACCUUGCUGGUUUAUGGUCAGACACAUUGAUACGGAAUGGUACCAGUAUUACUUUGACUCGCAAGAUCAUGCAGUCCAUUGGUUUUAUUGGCGCUGCGAUUGCUUUGAUUGGUUUAACUACAGCAAAAAGUCCAUCAACUGCAUCUGCUUGGCUAAGUGUAGCUGUUGGGCUGAAAGCAUUCAGUCACAGUGGUUUUCUUGUCAACCUUCAGGAGAUUGCUCCACAUUAUUCUGGUGUUUUACAUGGAUUGUCAAAUACUGCUGGAACAUUCGCUGCUAUUUUGGGAACAGUUGGAGCUGGUUUCUUUGUUGAAUUGGUAGGAUCAUUCCAAGGAUUUUUGUUGCUCACAUCAUUCUUAUAUUUUCUUGCGGCUCUUUUCUACAAUAUAUUUUCCUCAGGAGAGAGAGUCAACUUUGAUGAAAAUGUUUCAUGAACAAGUUUGGGGACUUCUCGUCAUAUACUUUAGUUGAUGAUGGAGUGUGGAGUCAUCUACUGCAACAAGAUGAUCAAAAUUGUUGAGUCAUAGAAAACUUUGAGCAGUAGAUCCUGUAAAAAGAAAUAAUCCUCCUGCUAAUUUCCUGUAUAAAGCUGAAGAAAUGUACAGUACGUGAUUUUUACUGUCCGAGUGUUUGGUGAAUCUGAUUUUCCCGUGCAUUCAAGGUUUAACUCAAAAUAUAAAAUCUUGAAGGGAAGUGAUAAAUGCUGUUGACCUGGUUUUAUUCAGUCAUGUAUAUGUAUCUUUCUGCUAAAGAUGGGAUUGACAUCGCAUUGUAUUUA
Molecule: messenger RNA, 2071 nt
Organism: Durio zibethinus
Lineage: Eukaryota; Viridiplantae; Streptophyta; Magnoliopsida; Malvales; Malvaceae
Product: putative anion transporter 4, chloroplastic
Biological process (GO): transmembrane transport
Cellular component (GO): plastid
Molecular function (GO): phosphate transmembrane transporter activity
Source: RefSeq, a predicted model, not a curated record